UGUAGGGCAGGCAGUCUAGUACGGUGUUGGCUUUACCACUAUUUCUCUGACAAUCAUGGGCCAUCUACCAUGUGUACCCAGGGUUCCUCAAUUUGCACUCAUCCGAAAAUGUUUUUAGGUCUACCACAUGAAACAAGCAGAGAUCCUUGACCAGCUUCGGCCACUGCCCCUGACCCUUGCCGGGGAUGGCAGGUGCGACUCACCCGGCCACACUGCAUUGUAUGGCACCUACACGCUUCUGGAGACUGCAGCCAACCGUAUCGUGCACUUCGAGUUGGUUAAGUCUACUGAGGUCAGCAGUAGCAAUGCAAUGGAAGCCUAUGGUCUACAGAAAUGCCUCGCCUUUCUCGAGGUACAUGACAUGACUGUGGACACCCUGGUCACCGACUGCCAUUCUGGCAUCAAAGCCAUGCUAAGGCGACUGUGCCCACACAUAAAGCACAGAUUUGAUGUGUGGCAUGUUGUCAAAGGAGUCAAGAAAAAGCUCUUGGCUCUCAGUCGCUCAACGAAACACCAAGUUGUGCAGCUCUGGAUUGAGAGCUUGACAAGACAUGCGCAUUGGUGUCCGCGUACAAGCGGGGAUGAUGGGGACCUAUGUCUUGCAAAGUGGAUGUCAGCAGUUAACCACAUCGUUGACAUCCAUGAGCACGACAAGCCAUUGUACCCGAUUUGCUACCACGGCGCACUUUCUGAACCACGACAAUGGCUCAGAGAAGGUAAACACUGACAUUUUGCAGUUUGUAAAACAUUAUAUACAGAGUAGCGAAGUAAUAAAAGUUUUCCUUACUGACACUUAUGGGUGAAAUACACAACACAAAUUUCAAAAUCCUACAACAAAAUUAACACAAUUGAAAACAGAAAAAAAAAACAUGUUGCACACCU
Molecule: messenger RNA, 882 nt
Organism: Ornithodoros turicata
Lineage: Eukaryota; Metazoa; Arthropoda; Arachnida; Ixodida; Argasidae
Exons: 3
Coding region: 128-727 (199 amino acids)
Source: RefSeq, a predicted model, not a curated record